This is a messenger RNA of Labeo rohita (rohu), 1391 nucleotides long. RefSeq names its product deleted in malignant brain tumors 1 protein-like. The record is from RefSeq and is a predicted model, not a curated record. NCBI's taxonomy places the organism in Eukaryota, Metazoa, Chordata, Actinopteri, Cypriniformes, Cyprinidae. Gene Ontology annotation, cellular component: membrane. The transcript is spliced from 4 exons. The coding region runs from base 663 to 1391 and encodes 242 amino acids.
CAUGAACUCAAAGCAAGAAGCAUGAAGUUUGUUAUGAGCAUUAGUAUUUGUCAAUCUGCAGGUGCUGAGCUUUGAUGCUCUAAAUAAACUGUCCCUGAAAUCAGUUUCCUGUAUGUUUGACUUUGUCACCCCUCUAUCUUGCAUGUUUCUCCCCAGUUAAGUGUCACUAUGAAGUGGAGGAGGAGUCCUGUUCAUCAAUGCUGACGUGCUUUAAAUAAAUAUGGUGAGAAUCAUAAAUACACCUUCUGAUUUGUCAGUGAAACUUUUUGAUGAUUUCCUCUCUUCUGUCUAAUAAGGUAAAAGUGUCUUUGAUUGGCUUGUUGUUUGGUGGUUGUGAAGCCUUCUGCCUCUGUCUCUCCUAAAUCUUUCAGUUCUGAGCUGAUCAAACAUUUAGUAUUAUCAGUAAAGAUGGAGAGCGGUCUAACUCUCAUUUUUUUGUCUUCUGUGAUCAAACUUGCCACAGCUGGAAAUGUGAGGCUGGUGGGUGGUAGUAAUUCCUGUGCUGGUAGAGUGGAGGUUUAUUAUGAUGGAGAAUGGGGAACUGUGUGUCAUGAUUUUUGGGGUUUGACAAACACUGCAGUGGUGUGUAGAGAGCUGGGCUGUGGUGAAACUUCAAACUCAAUGCAUACUGUUCACUUUGGACCAGGAUCAGGAAAAUCUGGAUGGAUAAUGUGAGAUGUAGUGGAUCAGAGUCCUCAAUAUUCAAAUGCUCAAAAACAAAAAUGGGAGAUCAUGACUGUGUACAUAAAGAAGAUGUUGGUGUUAUCUGCUCAGGCAUCAGGUUGGUUGGAGGUUCUCACUGCUCUGGAAGAUUAGAGGUGCCUCAUGGGAACACAUGGUACACAGUCUGUGCUGAUGCCUUUGACCAGCAGGAUGCAGAGGUUGUGUGUAGAGAGCUGGACUGUGGGGCUCCUGUACAGGUGCUGGGAGCAGCUGCUUUUGACAAAGGAGACACUCAGAUGUGGACACAAGAGAUUCAGUGCAAAGGAAAUGAGUAUCAGUUUGCUCUCUGUCCAAUGUCACUUUCACACAAUUGUUCCCAUGACAAUGAUGUGAGCGUUGUAUGUGCUGAAACAUUGCGAUUAGUAGGUACUAACAGUCACUGUGCUGGUAGAGUGGAGGUUCUUCAUGAUGGUCAGUGGGGAACAGUGCGUGAUGUUGGCUGGGAUUUGGCUGAUGCUGCAGUGGUGUGUAGAGAACUGGGCUGUGGAGAGGCUUUAAGUGCACCAAAGAGUGCUUACUUUGGAGAAGGAUCAGGAAAAAUAUGGAUUUCUAACUUACAGUGUACUGGAACAGAACCUACGUUGAUGAACUGUGGAUUGUUUGGAUGGGGACUAAAAGCUAAACAUACUGAAGAUGCUGGAGUCAUCUGCUCUGGUAAGCUCAUCUAG